AUGGCAACAGGGGAAGGGGAGAAACAACAGGUCAAAGACGAACAGGAUGAUAAACAAUCCAGGAUUCGGACUCUUACAGAGAAGGGUCAGGCAUCCUUUGACCAAACGUUCCUUGAUCUACAAGAAAAGUGCACAAGCGCGUGGAGGGAGGUAGAGGACCUCAUUGCAAAUUGUGAUGGUGACAAUACAGACAGGAAAUACCUAAGGACAACAGAAGACCAGAUAAAUGCAAAAUUCAAACAGUACCUUAAAGAAAGUCAAGCCCUAGCAAACUUCCUUGAAAGGGCUCGCACAGAACAAGCUCUACAGAAACUGGAGCAGCAUGAGUCUCAGUAUAGUACAUAUUCCGAUAUAGUGUUCACAUUUCGAGAUGUCCUACAUAAUAAACUAUUAGAGGCAGCCGAACAACUCUCGGAAAAGUUCGAAGUGAAAUCCAGGACUUCAUCACAAGCCUCAAAGACAAUAUCAGAGAUAUUCAAAAAACGAGUGAAAGCGGAGACCCAGCAAACAAGACUUAAAUUCUUGGAAGAGCAGGCGGCUCUGGAAAAACAAAAGGCAGCUACUGAUAUUGAUAUAUGGCUUUCUAAGGAAAAAGAAGCAGCAGCUGUGGCAAAUGCAGAAGUGAACGCCAUGGAAAAUUACGAUCGUGGAUCUCAAGGAAGUUUUCAAUUUGACAUUGAAGAACAAAGUGUGGAACAGACGGCCAGAGAAAGAACUGAAGCUUAUGUGAACUCGCAGGCCAGCAACCACUCAGAAAUCACACCUAACUAUGUUCGACAUGAUGAUGCCUCACAUCGCUCGAGACCUGCAAGCAUCAGUCAAGCAGGAUUUCAUUUUCCGACUGCCAGUCAUGUUCAACCUCAUGAACAGUCACCUAUAGUUGACCUCAGUAACUACCUUUUGAAAAAGGAUUUACUAUUACAUCGUUUCUCUGCAUUUGAUGACUCGGCGCAAAACUAUACAGUGUGGAAAGUUGGUUUCCUGAAUAUUCUGAAGGAAUUGAAAGCAUCACCAAUCGAAGAACUUGAUUUAUUGACAAAAUGGCUGGGCCCCAAUUCAAAAAGAUACGCUCUAUCCAUACGUUCAGCAAAUACUCACCAACCUGAGAGGGGUCUAUCCCUGAUAUGGGCACGAUUAGAAGACCUCUAUGGAAAACCAGAAAUGGUGGAGGCAGCGUUGAAGUCAAAGCUCAAGGACUUUCCAAAAAUUACAGAGAUGGAUCCGAAGCGUUAUUAUGAUCUACUUGACUUGCUGUAUGAGAUUGAGUCCAACAAGCAGGACCCAAAAUAUUCCAGACUACUUGGAUACUAUGACACUUCCUCAGGCAUAUUGCCUAUUGUUAGUAAACUCACCUAUCAAGUACAAGAUAAAUGGGCCACCCGUGCAUCUCAGUAUAAACGUUUGAAUCAUGUUCCAUUUCCACCAUUUAGCAUAUUUGUCAGUUUCAUACAGGAGAUAUGUGAAUUGAAAAAUGAUCCAGGUCUUAUUUCUAAUACGAGGUAUCCAUCCGACAAGAAGAGAGAACCUACAAACAAAGUCUUUGUUCGGAAGUCAGACGUUGGUUCCGAAACACCAACAUCCUCUAUGCGGUGCCCUAUACACAAGGCUGACCAUUCCUUGGAACAAUGCCGUGCCUUUCUGGCAAUGACAUUCCCAAAUAAACGCGACUUUCUGAAAAGUAGGGAACUCUGUUUCCGUUGCUGCAAGGGAAAGCAUAGGGCCAACAAGUGCAAACUUAAAGUGAGUUGUGACGUUUGUAAAAGCGAUCGCCAUGUUACGUGUAUGCACUUUCACAGAGACUCUGGGCAAGAGAAUGGCGGGGAGAGUUCAUCUAAGGAAUCACCAUCUGGGAAGGGAGAUGAAAACAUUAUCACGUCCUCUUGUACCCAAUUGUGUGGGAAGGAUAGAGUUGGCCGAUCUUGUGGGAAAAUUGUCCUUGUGAACGUAUACCCAUCUAACAGACCUGAUCUUACCUUUAGAACUUAUGCUAUGAUAGACGAUCAGAGCAAUAGAACUUUAGCUCGUUCCAAGUUUUUCGAUUACUUUGGUUUAGAGGGCAAUGACUGUGUUUUCACGUUGAAUUCCUGUGGUGGAAGUGUUACAUUUUCCGGAAGAACAGCAGAGGGAUUCGUCAUCGAGCCAGUGUCAGCUGAACAAAAGUUGUACUUACCUAAAAUUAUAGAAUGUGACGAGAUUCCCAACAAUCGUAAGGAAAUACCGACUCCUGAAGUGGCGUCUGCAUAUCAACACCUGUUGGAUAUUGCACCAUUAAUUCCUGAUUUGGAUCAUACAGCCGAGAUUCUGCUUCUCAUAGGAAGGGAUUUGAUCCAAGCACAUCACGUGAUCGAACAAAAACUUGGGCCCCCAGACUUGCCGUUUGCGCAAAAACUCUACUUGGGGUGGACUAUUAUCGGCGAAGUGUGUUUGGGUAGUGCUCAUAGGCCUAAUUCCAUUGUAGUGAAUAAGACUCAUGUGUUGGACAAUGGGCGUAGUACCCUACUUGAGCCUUGUGAUUCCAAGUUACUUAUUUCACAAGAAAAACAUCAACAUGGCGUCGGUUCUUGUACAGGGAUAUUCUGUACUACAGUGAAUGAUGAGACUCCUGGAAUGUCGACUGAGGACCGCCAGUUUCUGGAAAUAAUGGACAGGGAGUUUCACAGAGAUUCCUACGGAAAAUGGACAGCCCCAUUACCCUUCCAACAUGAUAGGCCUGUGUUACCAAAUAAUUACACCCAAGCAAUGAGACGGGCUAUGAUCUUAGAUGCUUCGUUGAGAAAAAAUCCCACCAAACUUGGACAUGCCUUAGAAUUCAUGAGGAACAUUUUUGACAGAAAUCAUGCAGAGGUAGCCCCACCUCUGAAACCAAACGAAGAAUGUUGGUACCUACCAAUUUUCGGGGUGUACCACCCACUCAAGCCGGAGAAGAUUCGCAUGGUGUUCGACUCUUCAGCUCGCUUCCAGGACUUGUCUCUGAACAGCGUACUUUUGUCAGGUCCAGACCUUACAAAUAGUCUCAUUGGAGUGUUGAUGCGUUUUAGGAUGGAAGCCGUAGCUGUGACCGCAGAUAUAGAGCAAAUGUUCCACUGCUUUGGUGUCUCAGAGAAACAUAGGAACUUCUUAAGAUUUUUAUGGUACACAGACAACGACCCUACCAAGCCUCUAACCGAGUACCGCAUGACAGUCCAGGUUUUUGGAAACACCCCAUCACCUGCUGUAGCAACCUAUGGGUUUCGUCUUGCUGCCAUUCAAGCAGAACACAGCUUUGGGAAGGACGUAAGAGAGUUUGUGGAGCGGAACUUUUACGUGGAUGAUGGUCUGGUGUCCCUACCAACAACACAAGAAGCCAUAGAUCUCCUACGACGAACUCAACAGGCCUUACUGACCCAUGGGAACCUCAGAUUACAUAAGAUUGCGUCUAAUGACCCUAGAGUGAUGCAGAGCUUUGAUGUAAAAGAUCUAGCAAAGGACUUGAUUGACUUAGAUAUUACACAUGAUGAUCUUCCAACCCAGAGGAGUCUAGGACUCGUGUGGGAUCUUCAGAGGGAUGCCUUCGGGUUUAAACUUACCAGGAAGGAGAAACCGUACACUAAAAGAGGAGUUUUGUCCUGUGUUAAUAGCCUGUACGACCCUCUAGGCUUCAUAGCGCCUAUCACUAUUCAGGGAAAGCUACUUCUUCGAGAAAUGACACAGGCACCUUCUGUAGACUGGGAUGCUCCCUUACCAGAAGAAUUCCAGAGCAGAUGGGAUGAUUGGACCCAAUCAUUGACUCGUCUUGGAGCAUUGAAUGUACCUCGUAAGUACCUACCCAUUGGCUUCUCACAGCUUCAAGAGAAGAAUGUACUGAUUUUCACAGAUGCCUCGGAGGUUGCUAUUGCUUCUGUGGCCUACCUGUUUCACAGUCAUGGUGGAGACAUCAAUCUGGGUUUCAUUAUGGGUAAAUCUAAAGUCGCACCCAGACCAGCCACUUCUAUACCACGCUUAGAGUUGUGCGCGGCCGUCCUGGGAGUAGAAAUUGCUACUAUUAUAAGGGAUCAGCUAGACAUCAAUGCAGAUCAUUUCAAAUUCUACACAGACAGCAGGAUCGUUCUGGGUUAUGUGUACAAUCGCACAAAGAGAUUUUUAACCUAUGUAAGCAACAGAGUUCAAAGAAUUCUAAGCUUCUCCAAAUCAUCUCAAUGGAACUACAUCCCUACGGACCAGAACCCAGCAGACCAUGGCACUAAAUCUACUAUCGACAGUGCACUGUAUGACUCAUGGCUCAGUGGACCAAUAGAAUGGCUACGCCUAGAAGAUACUGUAGAUGGUCCUGCCCCAACAUAUGAUUUGGUAGAUCCAACUAUGGAUAAGGAAAUCAAACAGGACACUGUGGUUUGCAAGGUGGAUGUGUCUACCCCCUUAUCCUGGACUUCACGAUUUGAGAGGUUUUCUUCAUGGAAGAAUCUUGUUAGAGCCAUCAUGUGCCUGAAACGGAUUGUCCAUGCAGUGGCACACCACAGGAAGGAUAUUAAAGCUACAGAAGAUAGCAGUGCAUUUAGGAAGGCAGAGGAGCUUAUAAUACAUCACGUCCAGUUAGAAGUCUACGAGAAGGAAAUUACUGCACUUAAGAAUGAAAGGCCCCUUCCUAGAAACAGUCCCAUUUUGAGACUUAACCCAUCAUUAGAGAAAGAAGGCAUGGUGCGGGUUGGAGGCCGAUUACAACAUGGUGACUUUGAUUUGGGGGAAAGGAGUCCCAUACUUGUGCCAGGGAGUCAUCAUAUUGCUAAGCUAUUAGCUCUACAUUUCCAUGAGUUAACGCACCAUCAAGGGCGCCAUAUAACAGAGGGAGCAAUCCGCAAUGCAGGUCUAUGGAUAACUGGUGCCAAACGUAUUGUGACUUCACUGAUUUACAAGUGUGUGAUUUGUUGCAGAGGGCGUGGGAAACUUCUUACUCAGAAGAUGGCGGACCUACCUGCGAUAAGGUUGAAACCCUCACCCCCAUUCACUUACGUUGGAGUGGACUGUUUCGGGCCAUGGAGUGUGACAACUAGGCGUACUCGUGGUGGGAGUGCUGACUCUAAGAGAUGGGCAGCUUUAUUUACCUGUAUGUGCUGUAGGGCUGUGCACAUUGAAGUAUUAGAACAGAUGAAUACACCUUCCUUUGUGAAUGCUCUACGUCGAUUCUAUGCCAUAAGAGGAGAUGUCAAGGAGUUUUACUCAGAUAGAGGCACAAAUUUUGUUGGCAGUGUGCGUGAAUUAGGUAUUAACUCGGUGAAUGUUGAGGACGCACCCAUACAUAACCUACUCACAGAUAAAGGAACAGUUUGGAGGUUUAAUCCCCCUCAUUCCUCACAUAUGGGAGGAACUUGGGAGCGUCUCAUAGGGGUCACGCGCCGUAUCCUUGAUGCCAUCUUACAAGAGAAUCGUCACGUCAAACUAACCCACGAAGUACUCACCACGUUUCUUGCAGAGGUCUCGGCAAUUGUCAACAACAGACCAAUCGUUCCUAUUGCAACUGAUACGGAGUCGCCUCAGGUACUUACACCCAGUGUUCUACUUACCCAAAAAAUGGGGAAUGUCUCUGAAAGUCAUAUGAACUUUGAUGUUCGCGACAUGUACACCUCUCAGUGGAAGAUAGUCCAAAUUCUUGCCAACAGAUUUUGGGACAGAUGGCGCAAGGAGUACCUCCAGUCGCUACAAGAACGCAGAAAGUGGGCCGAUACCAAACCAAAUGUUCAAGAAGGAGAUAUUGUCCUUAUGAAGGAGGCGGAACAGCAUCGGAACUUCUGGCCUCUCUGUCGUGUUACUCGUGUGUUCCCUAGCGAGGAUCAUCUCGUGAGAAAGGUCGAACUUAUGACAUUCAAAGAUGGAGCAAAGAGAACAUAUGUGCGACCAAUUACCCAGAUUGUAUCCUCAGUUAAGGAUAAUAUAUACAUUUGUUUUGCUUGGCGUGGUGAUGCAAUAAGGACACUUAUGGUUGACAAUAAUUUGGAUUAUGAAGAAAUUGAUGUUUGGACAUUUGACAGCUGGGUGAAGGAAUGGAAACCAAAAAUGGCAUUUGGUCAGUGUCCUUUUUUGAAAGAUGGAGAGGUAGAAAUUGUACAGUCCAAUGCAAUUCUCAGAUAUCUGGGUAGAAAACUGGAUUUGUAUGGUUCUAACAACAAGGAAGCAACAAGAGCGGAUAUGAUCAAUGAUGGAGUGGAAGAUCUUAGAAUAGAAUACACAAGGAUGAUUUAUCAAAACUAUGAGAACGGAAAGGGUCCAUUUAUUGAGGGACUUCCAGGAAAACUGCAAUGUUUUGAGAACUUGAUGAAAAGUGGAGAUUAUGUACUUGGAAGCAAGAUCUGCUUUACGGACUAUAAUCUGUUUGAUCUCCUGGAAUGCCUGGUCACUCUGUCUCCUGCCUGUCUUGAUAAAUUUCCAACAAUUAAGGCCUACCAUAAUUGUAUGAUGAACAGGCCAGGUAUUCAGAGAAGGGCAACUGAACACUUCAAGGGACUUAAGAUUAACUAUAACGGGAAAGAAUGAGGAAACCUGAAAUGAAAGUUGUUUAUGUAACAUUAAUGUCUGUAUUUAAUACUACUAUC
This is a messenger RNA of Saccostrea cuccullata (small rock oyster), 6563 nucleotides long. RefSeq lists its product as uncharacterized. Gene Ontology annotation, biological process: DNA integration. NCBI's taxonomy places the organism in Eukaryota, Metazoa, Mollusca, Bivalvia, Ostreida, Ostreidae. Bases 1 to 6504 code for a protein of 2167 amino acids. The record is from RefSeq and is a predicted model, not a curated record. Gene Ontology annotation, molecular function: nucleic acid binding; glutathione transferase activity. The transcript has 8 exons.